Molecule: messenger RNA, 780 nt
Organism: Exophiala aquamarina CBS 119918
Lineage: Eukaryota; Fungi; Ascomycota; Eurotiomycetes; Chaetothyriales; Herpotrichiellaceae
Product: 3-oxoacyl-[acyl-carrier protein] reductase
Exons: 1
Coding region: 1-780 (259 amino acids)
Source: RefSeq, a predicted model, not a curated record
AUGGCUUCUCCAAUCUCUCAAGGCAGUCUGGCUGGUAUGGUCGGCAUCGUUUCUGGAUCUUCUUCGGGGAUCGGCGCCGCCAUCGCCCGGGAGCUGUCCGAGCGAGGGGCCGAGGUCGUCAUCAACUAUCCAUUUGAGAGGGAAAAGGCAAAUGCAGAAGCCGUGUUGUCCAGCCUGGUCGGAUCUGGAGGGAUUAUUGUCGAGGGCGACCUCUCUACAGUAGAUGGACCAAAGAAAAUAGUCGACGAGGUCAUUAAACAUUAUGGUCAUUUAGAAAUAUUGGUCAAUAAUGCAGGUGUCAUCAACCAUGCCAACCUUUCUGAUGAGACGCUGGAAGGCUGGGAGUUCAUUGUCAACACGAACGCGAGAGGGCCAUUCCUGCUGACUCAAGCUGCACUCCCACAUCUCACUAAAGGGAGAGGCAGGAUUGUCAAUAUCGUCAGCACGUCAAAUCGGUUUCCUCCUGCUGGUCAGACACUCUAUUCUGGUAGCAAAGGUAUGGUCAACGCCUUCACUCGAGUGUGGGCUAAAGAGUUACCGCCAUUGUAUGGGUGUACAGUUAAUGCCGUCAGCCCCGGUGUUACAAUGACCCCAGGCUUGAAAAAUUGCCCUGAUGAGUUGAAGGGCUUUCUCGAAAAAGCCUAUGCUCAGACGCCAACGGGUCACAGGGCGGCAAACCCUAGUGAGAUCGCAUAUGCAGUUGUCAACUUUUGCGAGGAGAAAGCAAGAUGGAUCAAUGGGACGCAUAUCAUGGUAACGGGAGGUAACGAGAUAGAUUAG